AAGGAUCUAUUGGUCUUUCUGAGAACUAUGAGUUUGGAAUUUGGAAACUUGACCUAGCGAAAGACACACAGGCAAAAGCUAAGCUUUGCUUUCUCAGCGAGAAGAGCCAGAGGUUUGCCAAGGAGUCAAGGCUGUUAAGCCAGGAAGCAACAGUAUCCCUGGACCUGCCACACCCCACUAAUAAAGCGCAGGGCGUUCAUGAGGCCAGCUCUUUGAAGCCACACUAUGAAGCUCUUACUUGACUGACACACAGCCUGGAAGAGGAGUCCCAAGUUAGGGAGAAGCCCGAGUAAAGUAUUUUAUGAGGUGAGGGACUCUUCUGAGGAAACAUAACAAAUGAAGGGGAAGGGCUUUUGACAAUCACCAAAUAAGAAAGAACAAAAGGGUUGCCUUCCAUGUCCACACCCUCUGCAGAAGGGAUAUAAAAGCUCCCCAGAAGAAGGAGACCUACAAGGUCCUUGGAGAACUGGGUCUCUGUCUUCAGCUGACGCCACGUUCCCUCCCAGCACCAUGCCUUACAACUGCUACCUGUCCAACCUGAGCUGCCGCUCCAGCUGCCCCUCCCGGCCCUGCGUGGCUCCCAGCUGCCAUAACAUCCCCCUGCCCGGGGCCUGUAACAUCCCCGCCAAUGUGGGCAACUGUGGCUGGUUCUGCGAGGGCUCCUUCAAUGGCAGCGAGAAGGAGACCAUGCAGUUCCUGAACGACCGCCUGGCCAGCUACCUGGAGAAGGUGCGCCAGCUGGAGCGGGACAAUGCGGAGCUGGAGUGCCGCAUCCAGGAGCGGUGCCAGCAGCAGGAGCCCUUGAUGUGCCCCAGCUACCAGUCCUACUUCCGGACCAUCGAGGAGCUCCAGCAGAAGAUCCUGUGCAGCAAGUCUGAGAACGCCAGGCUGGUGGUGCAGAUCGACAAUGCCAAGCUGGCCGCGGACGACUUCAGGACCAAGUAUGAGACGGAGCUGGGCUUGCGGCAGCUGGUGGAGUCGGACAUCAACGGCCUGCGCAGGAUCCUGGACGAGCUGACCCUGUGCAAGUCCGACCUGGAGGCCCAGGUGGAGUCCCUGAAGGAGGAGCUGCUCUGCCUCAAGCAGAACCAUGAACAGGAAGUCAACACCCUGCGUUGCCAGAUUGGGGACCGCCUCAACGUGGAGGUGGACGCUGCCCCCACAGUGGACCUAAACCGUGUGCUCAAUGAGACCAGGUGUCAGUACGAGGCCCUGGUGGAGACCAACCGCAGGGACGUGGAGGAAUGGUACAACACCCAGACUCAGGAGCUGAACAAGCAGGUGGUGUCCAGCUCAGAGCAGCUGCAGACCUGCCAGGCAGAGAUCAUCGAGCUGAGACGCACGGUCAACGCCCUGGAGAUCGAGCUGCAGGCCCAGCACAACCUGAGGGACUCUCUGGAGAACACGCUGACAGAGACAGAGGCCCGCUACAGCUCUCAGCUGUCCCAGGUGCAGUGCAUGAUCACCAACGUGGAGUCCCAGCUGGCCGAGAUCAGGGGUGACCUGGAGCGACAGAACCAGGAGUACCAGGUGCUGCUGGACGUCCGGGCACGGCUGGAGUGUGAGAUCAACACGUACCGGGGCCUGCUGGAGAGCGAGGACUGCAAACUCCCCUGCAAUCCAUGUGCCACAACCAAUGCAUGUGACAAGCCCAUCGGGCCCUGCGUCUCCAAUCCUUGUGCUCCACGUGCUCGGUGUGGGCCUUGCAAUACCUUUGUGCACUAGAGGCCCUGGUGCCAGGAGGGGGAGAAGGACUCCAAAGUUACAUCUCAACUCUCCUUCACCCAGUCAUCUCCAACAGUGAGCACUCUGGACAAAGGAAGAAACUUCUACCAGCACCCGCUUCCAGAAAGCACCUCUAGCCUUCUGCUGAAUUCCCCAGCUUGACUGAUCCUUUAGCACAAGAGACGGCAAUAUCUCCUUACUGGCUCAGUCUGUUUUCUGAGUUAUAUAGGAAAACCUACAACGUGUGUCAACCUAUAUCAAACAGUAUCUGUUAAAAACAAUGCCACAUUUGCAUAACGUAUUAUGC
Molecule: messenger RNA, 2032 nt
Organism: Rhinolophus ferrumequinum (greater horseshoe bat)
Lineage: Eukaryota; Metazoa; Chordata; Mammalia; Chiroptera; Rhinolophidae
Product: keratin, type I cuticular Ha3-I
Exons: 7
Coding region: 511-1725 (404 amino acids)
Molecular function (GO): structural molecule activity
Source: RefSeq, a predicted model, not a curated record